Molecule: messenger RNA, 2145 nt
Organism: Pelobates fuscus (common spadefoot toad)
Lineage: Eukaryota; Metazoa; Chordata; Amphibia; Anura; Pelobatidae
Product: zinc finger protein 268-like
Exons: 1
Coding region: 1-2145 (714 amino acids)
Source: RefSeq, a predicted model, not a curated record
AUGGCGAUGAAGAUAUCUUUUAAUAACAGAACAAAGGAGUCUAACUCUAAAAAAUCAAUCAUUUUCUCAGAUUCCUAUAUGUUCACAAAACAAUUAGUAAACACAAACCUCACACCUUUCUUAUGUUCUAAAUGUGAAAAAUGUUUUAUAAGUAAACAAACUCUUGUUGCACAUCAGAGAACUCACAAAGGAGAGAAUCAUUUCUCAUGUGCUGAAUGUGGAAAAUGUUUUGACACUAAUGCAAAGCUUGUUCGGCAUCAGAGAACUCACACAGGAGAGAAACCGUUCUCAUGUUCUGAAUGUGGAAAAUGUUAUAGGCUGUACUCACAACUUGUUGCACAUAAGAGAACUCACACGGGAGAGAAACCUUUCUCAUGUUCUGAAUGUAGAAAAUGUUUUAGUAGUAAACAAACUCUUGUUAUACAUCAGAGAACUCACACAGGAGAGAAACCGUUUGCAUGUUCUGAAUGUGGAAAAUGUUUUAGUAGUAAAAAAACUUGUGUUAGACAUCAGAGAACUCACACAGGAGAGAAACCGUUUUCCUGUUCUGAAUGUGGAAAAUGUUUUUGUAGUAAAGCACCUCUUGUUAUACAUCAGAGAACUCACACAGGAGAGAAACCAUUUGAAUGUUCUAAAUGUGGAAAAUGUUUUAGAAGUAAAAACUCUCUUGUUAUACAUCAGAGAACUCACACAGGAGAGAAACCGUUUGCAUGUUCUGAAUGUGAAAAAAGGUUUUUCAUUAAAGCAGAGCUUGUUCGGCAUCAGAGAACUCACACAGGAGAGAAACCGUUCUCAUGUUCUGAAUGUGGAACAUGUUAUAGGUUGUACUCAGAAUUUGUUGCACAUCAGAGAACUCACACGGGGGAGAAACCUUUCUCAUGUUCUGAAUGUAGAAAAUGUUUUAAUAGUAAACAAACUCUUGUUAUACAUCAGAGAACUCACACAGGAGAGAAACCGUUUGUAUGUUCUGAAUGUGGAAAAUGUUUUAGUAGUAAAAAAACUUGUGUUAGACAUCAGAUAACUCACACAGGAGAGAAACCGUUUGCAUGUUCUGAAUGUGGAAAAUGUUUUCGUAGUAAACAAACUCUUGUUAUACAUCAGAGAACUCACACAGGAGAGAAACCGUUUGCAUGUUCUGAAUGUGGAAAAUGUUUUAGAAGUAAAGACUCUCUUGUUAUACAUGAGAGAACUCACACAGGAGAGAUUCUAUUCUCAUGUUCUGAAUGUGGAAAAUGUUUUGUCAUUAAAGCAGAGCUUGUUCGGCAUCAGAGAACUCACACAGGAGAGAAACCGUUCUCAUGUUCUGAAUGUAGAAAAUGUUUUGUCUCUAAUGCAAAGCUUGUUCUUCAUCAGAGAACUCACACAGGAGAGAUUCCAUUCUCAUGUUCUGAAUGUGGAAAAUGUUUUAGUAGUAAACAAACUCUUGUUAUACAUCAUAGAACUCACACGGGAGAGAAACCGUUCUCAUGUUCUGAAUGUGGAAAAUGUUUUAGUAGUAAACAAACUCUUGUUAUACAUCAUAGAACUCACACGGGAGAGAAACCGUUUGCAUGUUCUGAAUGUGGAAAAUGUUUUGUCACUAAAGGAGAGCUUGUUCGUCAUCAGAGAACUCACACAGGAGAGCAACCAUUCUCAUGUUCUGAAUGUGGAAAGUGUUUUGUCAUUAAAGCAGAGUUUGUUCGGCAUCAGAGAACUCACACAGGAGAGAAACCGUUCUCAUGUUCUGAAUGUGGAAAAUGUUUCUUCAUUAAAGCAGAGCUUGUUCGGCAUCAGAGAACUCACACAGGAGAGAAACCGUUCUCAUGUUCUGAAUGUGGAAAAUGUUUCUUCAUUAAAGCAGAGCUUGUUCGUCAUCAGAGAACUCACACAGGAGAGAAACCGUUCUCAUGUUCUAAAUGUGGAAAAUGUUAUAGGCAGUACUCACAACUUGUUGCACAUCAGAGAACUCACACAGGAGAGAAACCAUUCUCAUGUUCUGAAUGUGGAAAAUAUUUUAGUAGUAAACAAACUCUUGUUAACCAUCAGAGAACUCACACAGGAGAGAAACCAUUUGCUUGUUCUGAAUGUGAAAAAUGUUUUCGUAGUAAAGCAAAUCUUGUUAUACAUCAUAGAACUCACAGGAAAGAAACUGUUUGCAAUGUCUGA